GCUAAUGUUGAGAAGUUGUUUUGGAGAGCACUGGAGUCUUGGACUUCUAGGAAAGCUACCAAUCAGCUAGAAAUAUUUGUCCUGCAACCAAAUAUGGGAAAGAAGAACAGGACUUGCUGCAGACGGUCAUGGAUGAAGUAGAAAAGGUCAGGGCAGUCCAGAUGUCAAGGGACAUCCUUUUUUAAAAGAAGGCCAGAGGCAAGCAAUCAAGUUCAUAAGGCAGAUUUUGCUUCGUUUGGGGUUUGCUUUUAUAGGGUUAGGAACUGCAAGCAGUAUGAUACACAUCUUGCAAGGAUGAGGAGAACAUACUUGGAAAUGGCUCUUGGAGUUAAAUGAGGCUGGAUAAAACACACAAAUGAAGCAGAAGCUGCUCUGCAUGUGUUAGGACUCUAUCCCCAGAAGCACUGCUGAUCAGCCAGACUUGGUAACUUGUCAUAAUGAAGAAAAUUAGUCUCAAAACAAUUCGCAAGUCCUUUAACUUAAAUAAAAGCAAAGAUGAAAGUGACUUUGUAGUGGUUCAGCAGCCUUCAUUAAGUGAUUUUGGAAAAGAUGAUUCCUUGUUUGGCAGCUGCUAUGGUAAAGAUUUGGCUAGCUGUGAAGUCAAUAGUGAAGAUGAAAAAGGAGGCAAAAAUAGAUCAAAAAGUGAAAGCUUAAUGGGUACGUUAAAAAGGAGGCUUUCAGCAAAACAAAAGCAGAAAGGCAAAGGCAGCACGCCAUCUGUAAGCUCUGCGGAUGAUGACACUUUUUCUUCCUCUUCUGCUCCAAUAACCUUCAAAGAUGUGCGAGCUCAAAGACCUUUAAGAUCCACUUCCCUCCGUAAUCACCAUUAUAGUCCAACUCCAUGGCCCCUUCGACCUACAAAUUCAGAGGAGACUUGUAUCAAAAUGGAAGUGAAAGUCAAGGCCUUGGUCCACUCCUCUAAUCCAAGCCCAGCACUGAAUGGUGUUCGAAAGGACUUCCAUGACUUGCAGUCCGAUAACGUGUUCCAGGAACAAAAUAAUGCAUUAAAAAAUACAGAAUCUCAGAAUGGGGACUUACAUCUUCAUAUUGAUGAACAUGUGCCUGUAGUUAUUGGAUUAAUGCCUCAGGACUACAUUCAGUAUACUGUGCCUUUAGAUGAGGGAAUGUAUCCUUUGGAAGGAUCGCGUAGUUACUGUCUGGAUAGUUCCUCACCCAUGGAAGUGUCAACUGUUUCAUCUCAAGUGGGUGGAAAUGCUUUCCAUGAAGAAGAGAGUCAAGUGGAUCAGGAUGUAGUUGUUGCACCAGAUAUCUUUGUGGACCAGUCAGUGAAUGGCUUGUUGAUUGGUACCACAGGAGUCAUGUUGCAAAGCCCAAGAGUCAAUCACAGUGAUGUCCCUCCACUCUCACCUUUGCUACCUCCAAUGCAGAAUAAUCAAAUCCAAAGGAACUUUAAUGGAUUGAAUGGCACAGAUGGCCACGUGGCUGAAAGUAUGCGCUGCCAUUUGAAUUUUGAUCCUAACACUGCCCCUGGAGUUGGAAGAGUUUAUGAUUCUGUACAGAACAGUGGUCCUAUGGUUGUGACAAGUCUCACAGAAGAACUGAAAAAACUUGCAAAACAAGGAUGGUACUGGGGCCCCAUUACACGUUGGGAGGCAGAGGGAAAAUUAGCAAAUGUGCCUGAUGGCUCGUUUCUUGUUCGAGAUAGUUCUGAUGAUCGUUACCUUUUAAGUUUGAGUUUUCGUUCCCAUGGAAAAACGCUUCACACUAGAAUUGAACAUUCAAAUGGUAGAUUUAGCUUUUAUGAACAACCAGAUGUGGAGGGACAUACAUCUAUAGUUGAUUUAAUUGAACAUUCAAUCAGGGACUCUGAAAAUGGAGCUUUCUGCUAUUCGAGAUCCCGAUUGCCUGGAUCUGCAACUUACCCAGUGAGACUGACAAAUCCAGUAUCCCGAUUUAUGCAGGUGCGUUCCUUGCAGUACCUGUGUCGUUUCGUAAUACGUCAGUAUACCAGAAUAGACCUGAUUCAGAAACUGCCUUUGCCAAACAAAAUGAAGGAUUAUUUACAAGAAAAGCACUACUGAAAGCUUAUGGGAAUCUUGCAUCUUGCACUUUGGGAACAACAACAACAAAAAGAGAUUGAAUUACAGUUUACAGACUUUCAUUAUUAUCAGAAUCUUUUGCUGCCAUAACAAUAUUACAUUUUUGUGUGUAAAAGAAGUAAUGCAUUUGGGUUUUUGUUUUGGGGGUUUUUGUGUAUUUUGGGAGGUUUUUUUUUUUUUUUUUUGGAAAGAAUGAUCUCAAGUUUAUUUUUAGAAGUGUGAAAUAGCUAUCUUUCAUCAAUGUGCAGAUUAAUCACAAUGUGAAUGAUCAAAUUCUCCUUUAAUUUCCCCCAAGUCCUUUGCUGCUAUCCACUGUGAUUUUUAUGCAUUGAAAGCACAUUUCAUGUGUAUUCAACCAUGAGUAAAAGUCAAAUGAAACUUGUUGAAUGGAUUUUUUCUUUAAAAUAGCCUAUUGAAAAAGAUGAUUGUGAACAAAAGCAUAUUGAUAUUCUAAAUUACAAAACUUACUUGUAUGUUAAAAUGGUUUCCUAGCAUCUGAAUUAUAAAGUUCUAUAGAAAUAUGCCCUAAUGUAGAACUUAGACCUGUGUGAUAAGAACAUGGUUAUGCAGCAUAUCUUUGGAAAAAACCUUUCUCAUAAACCUUGUAUUGUCUGUACACUAUUUUGUGUUUGAGAAAGUUGGUUUGACUUUCUUCUUGUCUCAGUAUUUUGUCCUUCUAAAAAUGGCCUUCAAAAAAAAUCUUUGAAAGUCCAUGCAUAGUACCUAUAUGGAAAUCGCAAUAUUGAGAUCUUGAAAAUCACUACAUUUUAAAUUCAUGGCAUCAGUUAAAUAAAUGAACACCUACCAAGGUCCUCUCUUUCCUGUCCUUCUGCUUCCUACCUCCCCCAAAUAAAAAAUUACCUGGAUAUGUAGGAUGACUCUAGGAAUCCUUAUUAUGGAAACACAAGUUGACGAGUGGUUUUAGAGAUGUGGUAAAGCUUUGAACAGCUUCCCUUCCUCCAGGAUGAUUACUACAAUAGAUAUUUAAACUAUGUGGAAUUUUAAUGAUUUCCCUUUUUUUUGCGUUUUCACUUCUGCAAUUCAGAAGUACAAUAAUGUCCUAUUCAAACUAAAUGAAACUAAAUGUUUGAUUUUUUUUUCUUUUUCUCUCUCUCUUUUUUUUUACUAUUCUUUGGGAAGGGAGGAACAGGACUGAUGAUAAUUUGAUAGAAGAUGUGUAAAAUGUAUCACUGAAGCUCCAUUUUCAUAGAUUUGAAAUUACGGGGGGGAGAGGAGUUUGGGUUUUAAUGUAUAUUGACUACAGAAAUGACCACAGAAAAUGUUUGAGGUAACUGUCAUGGGGUAUGUUUUGACAUGUGAAAUAAUGAAUCAGUUAAGUAAAUGUUUCUGAUAUCUGUCAAAUAUUCUGGCAUUUGAAAAACUUAAAGUUAUUCUGACCUUCUUUAGGGAAAAAAUGACUUUCAAUUGGGAGUACAGCUUCUACAUUGUAGCAUUUUCUUCAUGCAGGGUUAAUCCGUGGCAUUUUCCUGUUUCAUUUUGUUUUUCCCCAUGGUCUAUCACUUCUAUGAGUUAUUCGUUAAUGGGGUCAUGGCUAACUCUGAAGGGAAGCCUGCUUUAUGCCCACCCUACCCCUGCCCUAAAAUUUUGCAUUUGAGAAUGUUACGUUCCCCAUCAUUGGUAGUAGUUGCUGGUGAGUAAAGAUUAGCUGAGAAGGCAGUUGUUAAUCUCUGAUACAACUUUCUUGUUUAGGUCACUUUCUUCUCUUGUUUAAUCUAGCCUUUUGUCCCUUGAAAUGAGUCUUUAGUAAUGAAUACAGUAUUGCUGCAAGGUGGUGCAGUAGCACUACAUCUUGGGUUGCCUGAAUUGAUAGACUAAAUUUAUAUUUUUUUAAUUUAUUUUUUGACCAUAAUGUUUAACAAAAAAAAGAAAAAAAAUCAAAGGUGGAUAAAAGCUGCCUUUGCUUUUAAGGGAGGGAGAAUAAGGAUUUCUUCUUUAGUCUAAUAAAGUUUUAAAUCUAGAGUAAUCUAUAUGCCUAAUUUGUUGGCUCUGCCAUCAAGAUAUAUGUAUGCAAGUAUGAAUUCUGUUUCCUUUUUCCCCCUCUACUGACUUUUUUUCCCCACCUCUGAAUCGAGAUCACUAACUUUAUUCAAAAAAAGGCACAAUAACCUAUUGCAUGGUACAGUGUUCUGAUUCUGUCUGUUGGGAGUGGGGAAAGAAAAUCAUUUUUAUGAAUUUCAGACACAUGCAUUUUAGAAGGAAAACCUCUGGCAUUUUCUUCACUUUAAAAAUUCUUUCCCAGUACAAGCCAGAGGGUCUAUGCAUUCUACAGAAUCUUUGAAAGAUUAUAGUAUGUUAAAUAUUUUCUCUGUCAUUUAGUACUACUAUUUAAUGCAUUAAACAUAUGUUUAUAUU
This is a messenger RNA of Rhea pennata, 4433 nucleotides long. RefSeq names its product suppressor of cytokine signaling 6 (gene SOCS6). The transcript is spliced from 4 exons. Gene Ontology annotation, biological process: intracellular signal transduction; protein ubiquitination; phosphatidylinositol phosphate biosynthetic process. NCBI's taxonomy places the organism in Eukaryota, Metazoa, Chordata, Aves, Rheiformes, Rheidae. Gene Ontology annotation, molecular function: 1-phosphatidylinositol-3-kinase regulator activity. The coding region runs from base 438 to 2042 and encodes 534 amino acids. The record is from RefSeq and is a predicted model, not a curated record. Gene Ontology annotation, cellular component: phosphatidylinositol 3-kinase complex.